Messenger RNA from Cyprinodon tularosa, 8885 nucleotides. RefSeq names its product protein tyrosine phosphatase non-receptor type 13 (gene ptpn13). Lineage: Eukaryota; Metazoa; Chordata; Actinopteri; Cyprinodontiformes; Cyprinodontidae. Gene Ontology annotation, molecular function: phosphatidylinositol 3-kinase regulatory subunit binding; protein tyrosine phosphatase activity. The record is from RefSeq and is a predicted model, not a curated record. The coding region runs from base 348 to 8030 and encodes 2560 amino acids. Gene Ontology annotation, cellular component: cytoplasm; nucleus; cytoskeleton. Gene Ontology annotation, biological process: peptidyl-tyrosine dephosphorylation. The transcript has 49 exons.
GAGGGCUUAUUCCGCUGCUCCACAGAAAUGGUAACUUUGUUUCGCGGGAGGAGAGCACUUAACUGAGCCGAAGCGAAUAAACGGGACUCCCAAACUUUAAAACUAUCUUUUAAUGUCCAUGUUUUUAAAUUUGAAAAGCGGUUCAGUCAAAAGGAAAGCUAAAACGGAAUGAGCCGCGCGAGCGCAAACCUGUUGCCUGUCUGCUUGUCCGUGUAGUUAACUACAAUCCAAGAUGUUGCUUUGUGGAUGGGAUGGCGUCUGGAGCCGUUGGUGUGUGGAUUCUUAGCUUCGCCGGAGUACUCCAAUUUGUUUCUCAGUUAACUGUCUGAUUCUCCUUCCUGGGGAAGAUGCAUGUGUCUCUGGCAGAGGCCCUUGAAGUUCGAGGGGGCCCACUGCAGGAGGAGGAGGUAUGGGCCCUGCUCAGCCAGAGCGCCGAGAGCCUCCAAGAACUCUUCAACAAAGACCCUGCAGCUAUGGGCUUCAUCAUCUCACCCUGGUCCCUCCUGCUUAUGCCCUCUGGCAACAUUUCAUUUACAGAUGAGUAUGUCACUCAGCAGGACUUGAGAGCGUUCACAGCCCCAGAGGUCAUGGAAGGCAUCUCUCUGAAUACGGUUUCUGACAUUGAAAAGAUGCACAUGUACUCACUGGGGAUGACAUUGUUUUGGGGAGCAGACUAUGAGAUUCCCCAAAGUCAGCCCAUGAAACUUGGGGAACAUCUAAACAGUCUACUGCUCAACAUGUGUGACGACGUCACGUUGAGUCGAAUGUCGCUGCGAACGGUGCUGGACAUCUGCAGCAAACACAUCAGAAACUCCAGCUGUGACCCUCCUUUCUCCUACGUUCGGAAACUGGUCCGGUUGGUACUUGGCAGUCUCUCUCAGCUGGAUGGUCUGCUGACGGAUAGAGAAUCUCUUCCAGAGCGGAGUAAGGAGAUUCGAGAAAGGUUGAGAGGCAAAGGUUUGCCAUCCGGGAGGAGUGCCGCCUCCAGAGUUUUGGAGCGAUACAAAGCCAGAGCUCAGGAACAUACCGCUCUAAACCGGGGCCUCAGUCGCUCUAUGGGCGCGCUGCCGAUGCACGACUUGUUGAAAGGGGACGAGGGUGCAGCGCCCCAGAACUCCCUGUCUGACUAUCACACAAACUCUGACUCAACGGCAGAAUUCUACCCCAAAGCUCCUUCACUCCAGCACCAGCUUUCUUAUCCCUACCUGCAUCCUCUUCACCCCCAGAUGAAGGGCCGGCCGGUGGAGCUGGACCGCAGGUCUUUACCCUACUAUGUCACAGACAGAGGGCCCAGUCAGCCCAGGAAGAUCUGGGCUUCCUCUGUGGACCUGGCUUACAUUGACCCAGAAGCUCUUCGCUUUGGGGCUUUGGAAGAUGCUCGGAGAGGGAGCAGUGCUUUAAGUACGCAGUCUGUGGGCAGGCGGAAAUCCCCUUUGUCUGUGGCCAAGGAGGGGGAUUAUCAGUACUCUGAGAUCGGUGGACUGAAGAACAACAGGUCUUCUCACUUCUCGGCCCUAUCUGUCGGCUCUGGGAUCCCUGGCGCAUAUGAUAGGAUCAAAGAAAAACAGAGGAAACUGGAGGCUCUGCAACAAGCAGUCAAUGACCCAAACCGAACCCACCAAAGGUACAACAGUGAUUACAGUUCAUCUAGUGAAAGCCCCUCCGUUGCCUCUUCGGAUCCAGACUACAGGCAAGCUAAGAAACCUGCUGAGGUGACGAGGUACGGCUCCCAGCUGGCACUUGCAGAACACGAUGCCCUGUCACUGAGAAGCCACAACUCACAGAGACAUAGGCACAAUGAGGGUACAGCUGACGAAAGUGCUGAGAUGCUCCUUCAGAGGCAGGAGGAAGAGGUGCAACGACUGCAGACACAACUAGCCAACAGACUGUCCAGGGCCAACUUCUACCCUGCAGACGAACCCCUUCUCCAGCCUCAUGCUUCAGCACUUGACCUUCAAGACCCUCUGUAUCCUCCUUUAUCGCUCCGCAAAAGCAAGAGCUUUUAUGGACCUGAGUUUGUGAAGAUGGCCAGCGAGCCGUCAGUUCCCUUAUCUGUGCCUUCGUCUAUAAUGCAACAGAAGCGCAGUAAAGGGGAAGAAGUGCUGAGGAAGGUCAGCGUUGUUCUCCUAAAUGGGCAAAAAUUAGAGCUGGGCUGUGACCUUAAGGCGGUUUGUAAGGACGUUUUUGAUAUGGUGGUGGCACACGUCGGCCUGGUUGAGCACCAUCUCUUUGGCCUUGCAUACCUCAAAGAAACUGAGUUCUUCUUCGUUGAACCCGAUGCCAAACUCACUAAAGUGGCUCCUGAUGGUUGGAAGGAGGAUCCCAAGAAAAGAAGAUCCGACGUGCUUUUUAACCUCUUCUUGCGCAUCAAAUUCUUUCAUGAUGAUGUCAACCUCAUACAACAUGCUUUGACCAAGCAUCAGUACUACCUGCAGCUGAGGAAGGAUAUCUUGGAGGAACGGAUGCACUGCAAUACAGAAAAUGCCCUGCUGCUGGCUUCACUGGCUUUACAGGCUGAAUAUGGCGACUACCAACCAGAGCUUCAUGGGAAGACCUAUUUCAGACUGGAGCACUACCUCCCUUUGUCCGUCUUGGAUAAGGUGGGCCAAACGACUCUGCGGGAACAGCUGCCUAAACUACACAGUAACUAUUACGGAGUAUCGGAAUCAGAGGCAGAGUUUGAGUUCCUCAAGGUAAGCCAGAAGCUGACUGAGUACGGAGUCCAUUUCCAUCGAGUGCUUCCAGAGAAGAGGUCCCCAACGGGCAUCAUGUUGGGGGUCUACUCCAAAGGAGUGCUCAUUUUUGAUGUGCUUAAUGGAAAUCGAACGCCUGUACUAAAGUUCCCCUGGAGGGAGACCAAGAAGAUUUCCUUUGCAAAAAAGAAAAUUUGCCUCCAGAACACAUCGGAUGAAAUCAAGCACCUUUUCCAGACUGACAGCAACAGGACAUGCCAGUAUCUGCUGCAGCUGUGUUCUGAUCAACAUAAGUUCCACCUGCAAACGAAGGCACGCCAAAGCAACCAGGAGCUGCAGGAUCUCGAGAACUGCCCCUUGAGCAGUAUGCAGUAUUCCAUUGACUCGCAAGCUGGCGAUGCAUCAGCCAGGGCAGCAGGCCGAGUCAGCAUGGCCCAAAGCUUAUCCACACGCUCCAAUCCAGACCACCUGAAGAGGAUCUCCUACUCAGAGGUGGCCCUCAACAAGACACCAUCUGGCUCGGUAUUAGUCCACGAUGAGCUCCACCUUCCAGGUUACAACCCAUUAGCAUCUACCGUCUUUCCCAACCCCCGGCUGAUGAGUCGGUCCCACCACAACCUGGCUCAGAUGCCGGAGCCUGAGGAGAACCCAGUGUUGGAAUUGCUGCGUUCAUCCAAAAGCAGACUGACCCAGCCUCAGAUAAACCCAGCAGCAUCAGGUUUCCAGCAGCAUCAGCGAGCAAACUCCGACACAGACUCUAUUUCUCACCCUCAGGAUAAGUAUUUGGGUGGAGUUUUCCACAACAGCCCAUCAUGGCAUCUCAGUCAGCCUAAAAAGGAAUCUGACUCUUCUUCUAUAGAGGACAAUGGACAAGCAUAUGUAGUUGGUGUCAGUAUGCACAGUUCCUCUGGAGCCUCUUCAACACCAGCCUCUGUUAAUGAUUCUCUGAAAAUAAAGCUUAAUGAGCUGCCAUCUCUGGAGAGGGAUAUCACAGCUGUAAACCUGAAGAAAGAUCCCAAGUAUGGACUGGGGUUCCAGGUUGUUGGAGGGGAGAGCUCUGGUUCUUCAAACCUUGGUACAAUCAUCAGCUCAAUUACUCCAGGGGGUCCGGCUGAUCUAAACGGCCAACUUAAACCUGGUGAUCGACUGAUAUCUGUCAAUGAUAUAAACCUGGAUGGAUUCUCUCAUGAUGAAGCAGUUGAAGUCCUUCAAAACACUUCUGAUGAUGUGACUCUGGUAGUGUCACAACCCAAAGAGAGGCUUUAUAAAGAAUCUCCUCCAUAUGUUUCCAAAGCACCAAAAUCAUCUUUUAAUUCACCUAGACAGGCUCAGAGAGGAGAGCUAGAGAUUGAGGUGUCGUCAGAGGAUCAUCGUAGCACAGUUAGCCCCAGCCCCCCUCCCCAUGGUCCUGGUACUCCCUCAGUUGCCUCAUCUCCAGUACGUCAGCAGACCAGCCCCAGCUCUCAGGAUUCUAGGACGAACAGUUCUUCUAAAAUCAGCGCGCCCUCACAUGAUAGAGUCCAGCAGGCCUUAGAAAGAAUGAAAGCUGCAUCCUCAGCUGAGGGCACUGCCGAACACGGAGCACUGAAACCAAAGGCUGAAACAAAUCUUUCACCUCCAGCCCUGCCUCCAAAAACUAGAAAAGUCAAACUCUUAGGAGCUCAAGUUUCUGAACAGUCUGACCGGGGGGAUACAGACAUGGAUGAAGAGACGUAUUCCAGUAACCAGCAAAAACUAAAGGUCAAAAAGGAAAACAUCAUGGAAAAUGUAAAUGGUAAUGCCCCAGGGGUCAAUAGUCUCCGUCCUGGAGAUCUAUUUGACGUUGAGCUGUCCAAAAUAGACAGCAGCCUGGGCAUAAAUGUCACGGUACUGUUCGACAAGGGUGGAGCUAACACAACCGUCCGGCACGGAGGCAUCUAUGUGAAAGCCCUCAUUCCACAAGGAGCUGCAGACCUGGAUGGGAGAAUACAGAAAGGUGAUCGUGUAUUAGCCGUCAAUGGAAGGAGUCUAGAGGGAGCCACUCAUCAGCAGGCAGUUGAGAUCCUUAGAGACACGGGCCAGACGGUGCAGUUGCAGCUGGAGAAAGGUCAUCUAUCUGCAAGCAGCUCUCAAGCUCCACUCACCCCUCAGCCCACUCCGCGUAAGGACAAGGAGCAGCCAGCGGAGCCUAAAGUUAAACCCGAGUACAGCUUUGUCACACAAGAUAACGUAUUUGAGGUGCGUCUGCUGAAGAACACUUCUGGACUGGGCUUCAGCUUUAGCCGAGAGGAGCACGCUCCUGGUGAGCCCUACGGUCCCAGCUUGGUGAGGGUGAAAAAGCUUUUCCCAGGCCAGCCUGCUGCAGAGAGUGGCCGCAUCAACGUGGGCGACGUCAUCCUACGGGUCAAUCAAACUCCUCUCAAAGGACUCUCACAACAUGAGGUGAUAUCAGCCUUGAGAGGAACUGGACAGGAGGUGACUUUGCUCCUCUGUAGACCAGAAAAGGGUGUUCUCCACGAAAUAGACGCCUCAGCUUUGACACCCAAACCAUCCCCCAGAAAGGUUCCUGUAACCUUCGCAGAGCCCAACCCGAGCGUUAACAGAACUGCUUCUCCUCCUGGGACGACACAGAGGGGCCCUGUGGAAGAGGCUCUGGCAAGGCUGCAGAUCAAAAGCCCCGGCCGACACAACAGCUACAGCGACAGCACUGAUGGUGAUGAGGAAGUAGAGAAAGCUUUCACCACGGCAGAGCAAAGUAUGCAAAACUGGGACAGGAGUGUUUAUCAAACCCCCAGUAGCAACUCGGAACUGGGACGCUAUGACAGCUCUGGUCAACUGGACGGCAGCUUCCACUCAGCUUUUUAUUCACCCAACUUGUCAAAGACGAGAUUGGACCUCAGCAACAGGAGUUCAUCACCCAUGGAGGCAGACAUGGAGUCCUCCUCUCUGCCCAAGUUUUCGUCCGCCUCUCCGCCAAGCCCCAAUCCUCUGCCUCCUCCGAUGCCUCUGCCCUUGAAAUUCAAAGCCCCCAGCAACGGACAGGACGUGGAAGAACCGCCCCCGGAAGCAGAGCUGAAGAUCUCUUUACAGAAGUCAGAAAAGGGCAGCCUUGGUUUCACACUGACAAAAGGCAGUGAUCAGGGCUGUUACAUCCAUGACAUUGUCCAAGAUCCGGCCAAAACAGAUGGCCGGCUGAGGCCUGGUGAUAGAAUGAUAAAGGUUAACAACACUGAUGUGAACUCUAUGAACCACACUGAGGUGGUUGAUCUCGUUUGGGCUGCACCUCCAGUGGUUGAUUUGGUGGUAGGGAGGAUUCUGGAAGCUCCCAAAUUCCCAUUAGAAGCCCACCUCCUCCCUGAUAUUUGUUUCAAAAAUAUCCAAGAACCUCUGGGAUUGGUCCUCGAUGGGGGUAGGGACAGCAUUUUUGGGGUCUUAUUUGUAAAAGACAUCAUACCAGGUUCACCAGCCUCUGAAGAAGGAAGCCUGAAACCACUUGAUCUUAUCCACUACAUUAAUGGUGCCCCUACUCAGGACCUAACACUGAGUGAGAGUACAAGACUCCUGGAGUUGUCCCUUGAUGAUCUUUGUCUAAAGGCCACGAGAGAUGGAUUGCCUGUAUCUUCUGAACACAAACGUGUCACCUUUCUGGACAACAACAUUGGCUCCAAGCUGUCCUCCAGCGUUAAUGGCUUCAUUAAAAGGGAAGAUUCCAGACACUCUGAGGAUCUCACUGCAAUCUGUCCUGCAGAGGAGGAGAUCAUAACGUUGGAUCUGGAGAAGCCUCCCUCUGGAAGUCUGGGUUUCUCUUUGAUCGGUGGGGAGAGGGGAAUUUUUGUAAAGUCCAUCACGCCAGGAGGAAUUGCUGAGUCCUCAGGAAAGCUGCAGGUUGGAGACAGGCUGCUAAAAGUAAAUGAGGAUCUGAUGACCAAUAUUUCUCACACCAAAGCCGUCACCACCAUUCGAAAAGCUAAAGGCCUGGUACAUCUGAUUGUUUCAAGACCACCAGACCAGAACCCUAACACAUAUCUGGCUUAUCUGCCUCUAAACUCGGACAAGUGCAAUGGAAACACAGAUCUAAGUGAUGACAGCGGAGUAACCACUAAGCCACAGAUGUCAGCUGAACAGAAAUCCAUCAACGUUCCCGGCCUACCGCCAAUAGACUAUGACGAUGGUCCCCCAGUGGAUAAAACUGAGCCGGAGCACAGUGCAGAGCAUUCAGAGGACACAGACUGUGAUGGAUCCUCUUUACCUGAAGACUCUCCUGUGAGUUCUCGUAAGCUGACGUGGCAUGAAGAGAGCGUUGACAGCCCAAAGAAUGAAAACAGUUAUCUGCAGAUGAGUGCAGUGCAGCCAGAAGAUGAUGACUUCACAUGGGGGAGUGAUGAACUCCCCAUAGAAAAGAUCGGCUCCACACCAACACAUGAUAAAUUGAUCAUCACUAAGGAGGAGCUGACCACUUUGCCCCUUGUUAGAGUGGUUCCUGGUGGCCAGUACACAGGAACAAAGCUCAGCUCGGUCGUACGCAUGAUGAGGGGCCUGCUGGACCAGAAAGUCCCACUUCAAGAAUUUGAAAAUCUUCAGAACCUCCAGCCACUCGAUGAUUGCUUGGUGGGUCAGACCAAAGAGAACAGGAAGAAGAACCGCUAUAAGAACAUUGUUCCCUUCGACACGACUCGCGUGGUCAUCGGCAAAGACGGCAGCUACAUCAACGCCAACUUCAUCAACAUGCAAGUGAAGGACGAGAACUUCCUGUACGUCGCCUGUCAGGGACCUUUGCCCACCACACUGGGCGACUUUUGGCAGAUGGUGUGGGAGCAGGAUUCCAACGUCAUCGCCAUGAUGACGCAGGAGAUCGAGGGGGGCAAGGUGAAAUGUCAGCGGUACUGGCCGGACACACCCAGGACGGCAGAGAUGGUGGACGACAGGUUGCAGAUAAAGCUAGUCAAAGACCAACAUCUGGAGAACUUUGUCGUCCGACUCAUUGAAGUCAAAGACGUCCAGGCGAAUGAAUCCAAGCUUGUAACUCAUCUGAACUACACCGGGUGGCCGGACCACGGGACGCCCUCACAGCCCGAACAUCUGCUCACAUUCAUCUCCUACAUGAGGCACGUUCACAGAUCAGGACCCAUCAUCACGCAUUGCAGUGCCGGCAUCGGCCGCUCAGGCGCCCUCAUCUGUAUAGACGUGGUUCUAGGCCUCAUCAGUAAAGAUGCAGAUUUUGAUAUUUCAGAUGUAGUGAGAAAUAUGAGACUUCAGAGACACGGAAUGAUCCAGACAGAGGAGCAGUACAUUUUCUGCUAUCAAGUGAUCCUCUACGUCCUCAGAUGCCUUCAAGCAGAAGAAAACGUCUCUGGAUAGAAGAUCUUUGGUGACCAGUCAGAGCAAAACAGAACAAAAGUCUAUAAAGGCAAAUAUGCCAAACUAGGUUAAAUUUUUAAUGCCUUAAACUUUUUUUUUUUUUUUUCUGAAGUCAUUUUAAGAAAUAUAUUUUUGCUUUUUGUCCUUUCCGGCUGCUGCUCCUUAUCACUGCAUUUUUGCAAGCUGCUGAUUGUAUUUCCUAUCAAACAAGAGAACAUGGAUUUUUUUUAUUUUCUUUCAGAUUUUUUUUUUUUAUUAAUGUUGACGAUGAAAUGAUUUUAUAUUUUAUGUGAACCAUUUCUGUGUAUUUUGAUGCUGGAACUGGCCUUGACAGAAUACUGUGUCAGUAUUUGCUAUGUAAAUCUAUUAUACAGUUAUUAAAUACUGCCUGAGGCAAAUGAUAAACUAAAAGUGUACAUAUAAAUCUCUGGAAGAAUUAAAACAGAUAUGUUUUAAAUAUCAUGUAGAGGAAAAUUUCUUUUAAAAAUAAGAUUGACUAUUACAGUUGUAUUUUUCUUGUCAUGUUUUGUUAUAGGGAGCUUUUUGACAGCGGUUUGGUUUCAUUCAUGCCACGUAAAAGAGAUGCAGUCACACUCUGAUCAUUUAUUACAGUUUUAUCAUCAUUGAUGGCUAAAAAAAAAACAUCCAAAACAUCUGACAGGCAGGAAGAAAACCUAAAUUAUAUACCUAAAGUAUUUCUGUUUCGUUCCAUACCCCUGCGACAUUAAUGCCAUUAAAGUAACUGCACUCUCAAGUGUUAUGUGGGCUGGGUUGUGGUAUAUUAUGCUCUAAUGAAAUGUUCUUGUUUGUCUAAAAGUUUGUACAAUAAAUUCUUUGAGUCUUAAAACUGAUAAA